ACCCUGCCCCUCCUGUUUGUACUGUUUGUCUUGCCUGUCAGGUUUCUGUCCGACGACGACAAGACGCAUAUCACAUAUUUUAAUCUGAGAGAGAAGCCUGAGAACCAGCUAGCUAGCCAUGGGCCAGAUCGAAGAGCUUCCGGACGAUUUCGACGAGGCGCUCGACCUCAACAAGAAGGCCCCGGCCAACCCCGCGACCGCCGAAGCAGACGAACCCUUCCAGUCCGUCAUCUCGCAUCUACCACCCAGCGGUCUUAAAGACAUCGUCGGUCUUCAGCAGCCCCAGGAUGAAUACUUACCGCCGUCGGACGAAGUUCCCUUCCCGAUCAACUUUGAGAAGUUGAAGGAACUCCAGAAUGACCCUACUGCACCCCACAUGCCGCCGGCGAUGGCGUCUGUCAAGUCGCAUACGGCUGCCGAAUUGAUGGACAUGAUGAAUAAGACACCCUUGUUUAUGACGGAUCUGGAGAAUGCAGGAGACGAGAAGGGUGAAAACGUCCUACUGGAUGCGCUCCGUGCGCUUCAGAAUGAAGGAACCCGCGGAGAAGUUGCUCAGAAUUUCCGUGAGCAGGGAAAUGAAGCUGCCAGGGAGAAGCGGUGGAUCGAUGCGAAGGAGUUCUACACCAAGAGUAUCACCGUGGUGAUGGCCAAAACGGAUCAAUGGGAGAAGCCCGAAGACGCGGAGAAGGAGAAGAAGAUGCUGCGAGAGGCGGAAGAGGCGUCAUACAUCAAUCGGGCUUUGUGCAAUCUAGAAUUGAAAAAUUACCGGUCAACGACAUUAGAUUGCGCCUCAGCGUUGAAACUCAACCCCAAGAACAUCAAGGCCUUUUACCGCUCUGCGACUGCGUUGUUGGCGCUUGACAAACCAAACAACAAACCUCUCCAGCAAGUUGCGGUCAAGAUCGCCGCUCGCAAGGAGGUUUUGGAACGCAUUGCAGCGAGGAAGAGAGCCGAAGAAGAAAAAUCUCGCAAGGAGAACAUGGUGCUUAGCGCCGCCUUGAAAGCGAGACAGAUCCGCACUCGCAAGACAGAACAGCCGCCUGACAUGGAAGACGCUAAGAUCUGUCUAGUGCCAGAUCCCUUGUCACCAGAGAGCUCGUUGGACUUCCCCACCGUGCUCCUUUACCCAAUGGAUGCGCAGUCCGAUUUCAUCAAAGCCUUCUCAGAGAUGCACUCGAUCGCAGAUCACCUGGAGUAUAUCUUCCCUUUGCCCUGGGAUAGAAAGGGCGAGUAUACCAUCAAUGGCGUAGAAUGUUUUAUGGAGACCGUCACCGGGGGGUUGAUCAAGGCGGGGAAGAAGGUCCCCUUGUUGAAGAUCCUCAGCGGAGGCAAAACCGAGGUGGUCGAUGAGAUGGUCCGUAUAAUGAACCGUCACAUCCUGCUACUUUCGCCCCAACACAGUCUCACGCCACAAGGCAGCAUGAGAGAACCCGACACAAUCCAUGUGUAUUGAACAACAGGAUCACGGGUGUUUCCAUCCCUCUCCGCCCCCGUUCCACACAUUCUCUCUCUGCCAUGGCUAUCGUACGGCUAUAUUUUGUGCCGCAUUCUUGGUAUAGUGCCUAGCCUGACUUUGAGCGUGCAGGAUGGAAGGUUGGAAACGUACGAGCCCAUUCC
Penicilliopsis zonata CBS 506.65 is the source of this 1617-nucleotide messenger RNA. RefSeq lists its product as hypothetical. The coding region runs from base 119 to 1453 and encodes 444 amino acids. NCBI's taxonomy places the organism in Eukaryota, Fungi, Ascomycota, Eurotiomycetes, Eurotiales, Aspergillaceae. Gene Ontology annotation, biological process: protein folding. Gene Ontology annotation, molecular function: Hsp90 protein binding. The record is from RefSeq and is a predicted model, not a curated record. The transcript has 5 exons.